Molecule: messenger RNA, 2772 nt
Organism: Macrosiphum euphorbiae (potato aphid)
Lineage: Eukaryota; Metazoa; Arthropoda; Insecta; Hemiptera; Aphididae
Source: the annotation of a GenBank genome assembly
AUGUCGGAAAGCGAUUCAGGAAGUGAUCACGAAGGAAAUCGACGGUAUCGUGAUAGAAGUCACAGUUCAAGUAGAAGCCAUUCGCCAUGUGGAUCUGAGGCUGAAGAAAAUAAUCAGGAAGAAGAAGUUGCUGAUGAACAAGAACCAGAAGGCGAGAAUUUAAAUUCUGAUGAUGAGUAUGAUGAAGAAGAUGACCGUCCGUCCAAGAAAAAAAAGAAAAAUGAACGCUUUGGUGGUUUUAUCAUUGAUGAAGCUGAUGUAGAUGAUGAAAUAGAAGAAGAUGAUGAUUGGGAAGAUGGAGCGGGCGAGUAUGGUAUUGUUGCUAAUGAGAUUGAUGAAUUAGGACCAACUGCAAGAGAAAUUGAAGGACGCAGACGUGGAACUAACCUUUGGGACAAUCAAGAUGAAGAGGAAAUUGAAGAAUACUUGCGUAAUAGAUAUGCAGAUUCUUCAACUACAAUAAACCAAUUUGGAGAUGCUGGAGAUGAACUUUCAGAUGAAAUUAUGCAACAAACUCUUUUACCUGGUGUCAAGGACCCAAAUUUAUGGAUGGUCAAAUGUCGUAUUGGUGAUGAAAAAAAUACUGCUAUACUUUUAAUGCGGAAAUUUAUUGCAUACCAGUUUACCGACGAUCCAUUGAAAAUCAAAUCUAUUGUUUCUCCUGAAGGUCUUAAGGGGUAUAUAUACGUUGAAUCGUACAAACAAACUCAUGUAAAAUCAGCCAUUGAAAAUGUAAGCAGUCUUAAAUAUGGAUUUUGGAAACAACAAAUGGUCCCUAUCAAAGAAAUGACUGAUGUUUUAAAAGUUGUUAAAGUACAAACAAGUUUGAAAUCUAAACAAUGGGUUAGAUUAAAAAAAGGUUUAUACAAAGAUGACAUUGCUCAAAUAGAUUAUGUGGACUUGGCACAAAAUCAAGUACAUUUGAAAUUAUUACCAAGGAUUGAUUAUACUAGACUACGUGGCGCUCUCAGAGUAUCAAUGGAUCCAGAAGCUUUGAAAAGAAAGAAAAAGAGGCGUGUAUCAGCCAAACCGUUUGAUCUAGAAGCUAUCAAAGCUAUUGGCGGUGAAGUUACCAGUGAUGGUGAUUUUUUAAUAUUUGAAGGAAAUCGAUACAGCCAUAAAGGAUUCUUAUACAAAAACUUUUACAUAAAUGCAAUAAUGACCGAAGGAGUCAAACCCACACUAUUAGAACUUGAAAAAUUUGAAGACGUUCCUGAAGGCUUGGACAUAGAAUUAACAUUAUCCAAUAAAGACAAUUUAGCAAACAGUCAGAUCUUAUGUUCUGGUGAUAAUGUAGAAGUAUGUGCUGGAGAGUUAAUGAAUUUACAGGGAAAAGUAUUAUCUACUGAUGGUGACACAGUUUUGAUUAUGCCAAAACAUGAAAAUCUUAAUAUGCCACUAGAAUUUAUGUUUAACGAAUUGCGUAAGUAUUUUAAACAAGGUGACCAUGUAAAAGUAGUUGGAGGACGUUAUGAGGGUGAUACAGGACUCAUUGUUCGAGUAGAACAAAAUCGAGUUGUGUUAUUUUCUGAUGUCACCAUGCACGAACUUGAAGUUUUGCCUCGUGAUUUACAAUUGUGUACAGAUACGGCUUCUGGAGUUGAUUCACUUGGACAAUUCCAAUGGGGAGACCUUGUUCAAAUAGACCCACAAAGUGUUGGAGUAAUAGUGAGGAUUGAGCGUGAAAAAAUGCAAAUUUUAAAUAUGGCAGGAAAAUUGGUUGAAGCUAAACCACAAUCUUUAAAUAAAAAAAAAGAGCAUAGAAAUACAAUUGGAGUUGAUGGUUUGGGAAGUUCAAUACAAAGAAAUGAUAUUGUGAAAGUUAUUGAUGGUCCACACACGGGUCUGCAUGGUGUAAUCAAACAUUUAUAUCGCCACUUUGCUUUUUUGUAUUCCCGUUUCAUGACAGAUAAUGGUGGAAUUUUUGUUUGUCGUUUAAGACAUAUUGCCCUUGCUGGAAAUUCAAAGAACCGACAAACUAAGAUUACAACACAAAAUGGAUUUUCAUCUCCACAAUCUAUGUCUCCAUGGCGUAGUACCUUUGGUCAGUUGGGUGUUAAAGAAGGUGUAGGUAUUGGAAAAGACACUUUUGUAGGAACUGGAGGUAGAUUUGGUGGUGUUCAAAGAGAUAUAGGGUUAAUUGGUCAGACAAUUAGAAUUAUUGUUGGCCCUUACAAAGGGGAUGUUGGCAUUGUAAAAGAUGCAACAGAGUGUACAGCCAGAGUUGAACUUCAUUCUUCUUGUCAAACAAUAUCGGUGGAUCGAAGAAACAUAACAAUUGUUUUACAAAAAUCUAAGGAUGGAAGAUUAACAUCAUCGUACUCAAGAACACCAGUUAACACUUUAACAACUCCUGGAUAUCGUGAGGGAAGUUUGCCUCUUGUGCAAGGUUCAAUAACACCUAACUAUGAAGUUGGUAACCGUACACCAAACUUUGGAAGUACUACUCCAUCACACGAUGGUUCAAAAACACCCACCCACGCUUGGGACCCAGCUUCUGGGUACACUUUUGCCAGAGUAACUGAUGAAGAUUUAGAAUAUCCAUUGGGUUCUGAUACUUCUUAUGGACAGUCACCAAGUACAUUGUAUGGUUCUUCAAUUCAUUCUUACUCACCAUAUCAAGAAAUAACACCAUCUGGUUGUAACAGUACUAGUUCUUAUAUAAAUACACCAAGUCCAAUUGAUACAGAUAGCCCUCGCAGUCUACAGUUCUAUCCAACAUCAUCACCAAUUGCAGAUGGUCAUCUUAAAGACAAAAUUUCUAAAUCAUAA